This is a messenger RNA of Aspergillus mulundensis, 852 nucleotides long. RefSeq lists its product as uncharacterized. The transcript is spliced from 3 exons. NCBI's taxonomy places the organism in Eukaryota, Fungi, Ascomycota, Eurotiomycetes, Eurotiales, Aspergillaceae. The record is from RefSeq and is a predicted model, not a curated record. Bases 1 to 852 code for a protein of 283 amino acids.
AUGUUCGACAUGGUGACUGUUACACAGAAACGAAUUCCUCAUGCCCAUCCAGAGACUGACCAGCAAAGACCGUUCCCGGACGUGCAGUUCCAGACUUUGUCCCCAGCCAGACCGGAAACAUACUUGAACCAUAUGACUAUCCAAGAGGGCGACAUCUCCUUCCUGCCAUGGGACAAGAAAGCCAAUGUCGUCCAAGAUCUGCAGCAACCGCUAGAGGCACUCCCUUGGAAUCCCCGUCCUGUCGCCAGCUUCUCUAUCUCGCUGCCGACCGUAGACGCCAUCGAGACCAUUGAAAGGGACAAUCUGCCCCUUGGACUUGACUCGGUGAAAGGCCGGCAGGCGUUGCAAAACAUGAAGGGCGCCGCUUCCCUCACACUCAACUUCAGCGUUGAGGCGGCUUGCGAGGACCUUUUCGACUUUGCGGCGCUGGGUUUCGAGGCAGUCGGCGGGGCUAAUCGUGAACCCGUACGAAUCUUGCCAAUUCCACCCGAUUGUUACGGCGUCCGCGUUCACUUAGAAGGGGUAAUGUCGGCGGUUGAUAAUGAAUGCCUGGAAUUGACCGCAAACCUUCUGCGAGAAGGAGAAAAGGAUACUGGGAACAUGGGCGCUCCGGCUAUACUCAUUGUGAUAGUAGAAUCUUAUGUUGGGAGGCUCCUCAUUUGCCGUUUUAACAUUGCCUCCGAGAGUAGUCCUCUUGCCCGAAAGGCCGACUCCCUGAUGCGACUGAGGAAUCUUGAAGCCUUGCGUGAAUUGGGACAUAUCUCCAGCAAGGCGGAUUGGAUCGCCACGAAAUGGUAUGGUACCGCAUACAAAUUAUCAUUGAGCUGGCUGUCCGGCGUCCAAGCUGGUUGA